CAGACUAAUGGAUCUGCAGCAAAGUCUAAAAGCUGUAAAGUUGUACCUCAAGCUGGUUGCUGUAAGGAUGGUGAGUUUGCAAUAAUUGUAAAAAUUGAUUUACAGCAGAAUGAUUAUCCAUGGAUGUUGAAAAAAAAAAAAAUUCUUCAUAGUAGGUUAAAAUUUACCACACAUUGAGCCAAAGGCCAGCAAAAUACAUUAAAGGAUUUGCAUUAGUGGGAUCAGAUCAGUUCAAUCAAGUUGCUCUGCAGGUUCUGUGGUUUCAUCAAUAGUUCAGUUGUGCUUCAUUAAUUGCCUCUGUAUUUUUUCAAUAGGCAAAGAUGGAAAGGAUGGACAACAUGGUGGGUCAGCCAUUAAUAUGCAGCAAUUUUCCUUUAUUAUUAGGCUGCCCGUGAGGCUGCGUAACACUCAAAUUAUCAAGAAAUGAGAAGCAAAUUCACAUUGUUAAGUUGUUUACUUUUUCUUUUGAAAAAGAUCCUCCCAACACUAUAAGCUGUGCUCCUAAAAUUUUCAGCUGUGCACCUAAAAUUUUGGCAGCGCAGCUAAAAAUUUACAUCUGGUAGCACAAAUGCUGCCCAAACUCAAAUUUAAACUUUGAGCCCUGUUAAAAAAGUAUUUCAAACACCAAAAUUAACCCAGUGUCACAUUUUAUAGCCAUAGAACAACAAUAAUUUUUGGAAUUUCCUGUUAGAUCAGAUUAGUCACGUUACUACUGUCAUGUCAUGCUAUAUUUUCGGUGGCAGAGGAAUGGGAGUGAGAUGUGGAAAUGUCCUAGUUGAAAAUAAUGCCAAUCGUUUCUAGCUCUAUCCCAUUCUCCAGGUUAGCAGUAGCUAUACGCUCAAGCGGGCAAAAAGUGUAAAUUUUAUAAUGUACUGGUAUAUAACUUCCCAAAAUAAUAAACCACUGCACCCCAAUGAACCCCGACUAUAUGGGGUUCUCAUGACAACUGACAUUAAUGCAGCCAUGAUUAUAGGUUAAGAAAUAAUGCCUCCACGGCCACUGGUAUAAUUAAGUGUUGUUUUUGGUUUGCAGGAAAAGAUGGACGCGAUGGAGUUAAUGGUGAGGUACAUUUUAUGUUCCUGUCAUUCUCAAAAUAAAUCUUAGCCAUGGGGCUCAUUCUGUUCAUUUACUGCAGUAACAUAUUUUUGCAACAUUCUUCUCCCCUUCCCUCUUAGCUGGUUGUCUGUGUUCUACCCUAGCUUUUAGACAAUUCAUUAGGCUGUUCUCUAAGAAAAAUUAAAGGGAGCCCUGGAUGCUCUGUAUCUGUGAAAUCCAGGGUACCAAGUGUAGGACUUUUUUUGAUAAAGCGAAGAUGUCCUUUAGGGGCCACUGGUUGCUGCUAGAGAAUCAGCCCCGUAAUGUGAAUAUUACAUUUUGUUAAUUGUUUUGAACACAGGAAAAGAUGGCCGUGAUGGACGAGAUGGCAGUGGAAUAAAGGUUGGCCUUUCUUAAUGUUAACGCAUUGUUUUCUCUUUUUGCUUGAAAAGUUCAGGAAUAAAGCAAACCAGGGAACUGUAUAUCUCAGACAUGGUCUCUGUAGUGGGAAGAUAACAUGUUGCCAAAAAGAAGUUUUACUUUAUUUAAACUAACAUUUUGAAGCUUGAGGUAACGUAAAAAUUUAGGCUUUCCCUUUUCAGAGAAAGAAGAGGAAGACAUAAAAUAAUUUUAAAAAAAAUCAAUAACCUUAAGGGGCACUGUCACUAGGUAUAUUUGCAACAAUGGAAACAGGACAGAAAAAAUAAUUUUAGUCAUAUGUUUUCAUUGUUGCAAGCCUUAACAAAAAAGGAACAAGUUAUUGCUAGUCAUUCAUAUACUGCCUUACGAAAAUUGCUUGCUUGCCUGAAGAGGUUAAUUACAUUGCAUUUUUAUGUGAGUAUGACUUGUCAGUUCCUUUGCUCUUUAGUCAAUUGAGCUUGAAGUUACUUGCCUGGCACUUAAAGGGUGGGGAACUUGUCUCAAAACCUCCAGCUGAAAAUUUUUUGAGCCCUGGUUUUUUUACCAGUCUUUGAAGUUAAUAUCUUUUUGCCUGAGCGUGGUAAAUCCCCUGUCCCCAAUGCCAAGGGGCCUGGAUCCAAAAUAUAAUGAUUAUAUUUUAUCCAGGCCCCUUGGCAGUGGGGACAGGGGAUUUAUUGAUUUAAGACACUAUUAGGUACAAGUUAGAGUAAGCGACGCGGUCAACCCCCCAUGAUUUCAAAUAUUGAGAAUUGAUAGCAAAGGGAUCAUAGAUGACGUCAUAACGCAGGGCGCGUGACGUCAUUUGUGCAAAAAAUACCUGUUGACUCCGAUCGCCACGAAUUUGCGAUGACGCAAAACGUGUGAAAAAGAUGUUGUUGGCAUUGUAAUGUUUAACUUGAUUGGUUUACUUCUCACCAAUCUCGUUAAUUUUUAUAUUACAAUGGCAUACUGGAGUUAAUGAGGAAACGUUCGAUGUUAACAGUACAAAAAUAGCUCAAACAACGCAAAAUAUUUGAAAUUUUAUUGUCACAAAGUCAACUCUACAAGAAAUAGCAAAAUUCGGCGCGAUUAUCCGGGAGAAUUCAUACUCUAAUCUGGAGACUGGGAGAUACGGUCCAAAAUCUGGAGUCUCGUAGAUUAUCCGGGAGAGUUGACAGCACUGAGUAACCUUCCUUGCCCUAUUCCAUGGUUAUACAAAUAUGCACGUAGUCACUAAAGCAGGUGUAUCUAGAUAAACUCAGAACUGCAUGUAAUGUUAAUUUAAAUAUGGGCAUGGAGCAGUUUUGGUCACUUUUAAACUAAUUGCAUUAAUUAUGUGUUGACUUUUAAUUUUUCGUAAUUUUGUUACUGUUAAUGAAUAAACGUUAUUUAGUGGUAGCAAGUCCAUGAAGCGGUUCUUCACCUACCACAUUCAAAAAGCAAUGUGCCACCCCAUAACUGCAGCACCCGUGCACCAUCAUUUUUCUCCAAUAAGGCUGAAGUUUCUUAAAAGAUAAAUAAAAGAUGAAUAAAAUUAAUAGUAAUAGUCAUCUUCUAAGUUCUAGUGUUAAUUUGUCAGUUUGCGUUUCACCUUGUAAACAUCUAUGUCAGGGAGAAAAAGGAGAAACAGGGAAACCAGGAAGAGAUGGAAGUGCAGGUGUUAAGGUAUUAUAAAUAUGUACGGCUUUUCAAAUGGAGGUUUUUAGUUUCUGGAUCCGUACACUUGUAUCUCUCCAUAAAACAUCAGUGAUCAUAUUGGGUGCACAAAUGUCUUUUGUGUGUUUAAUUUUUGGUUGGACUAAGCAAAAUGAUCAAAAUUAUAACCAGACCAGUUAGCUUUAUUUUGAUCACACCACAGUAUAGAUUGUCUCUAUUUGUUAUUUACCAUCUUCAUCAUCAUCAUUGUCACUCCUUUGUCACAGUUUGCUUUAAUUACUUAUUGUUAUUGUUAUUGUUAUUAUGUUUUUCUUCUUUCACAGUUCGUACUGUCCAGGGCUCCGAGAAGCGCCCAGUUUCCUUGGGAGCGGCUGGGGGGGAGUUUUCAUUUAAUUUGUAGACAGCACUUUUUGUAAAAUAUGGGCUGUGCUUAGAAGACUGAUCUUUGAGAGUUCUUCGAUAUUGAUAUUUUUAUUGAUAUUCAUUUUUUCCACGUAUUUUCCCAGGCCCGUUUUUAGUAGGCCAAGAGCUCCAAUAUUUACAGGCACAAUUUCUGUUUUAAGGCCCCAUAUCCUAGAGAUUUCAAUCUCUAAUUCCGUAUACUUUGAAAGCUUUUCAAUCAUUUUGACAGAUGAUGAUGAUGUUGAUGAUGGUGAUGAUGACGAAGAUGUUUGUUAUUACGUCUUGUUUAGCAGUUCUUACUGCUCAGAUCUCCGAGGAGCUACCAGUUUCCUUGGGAGUGGCUGAGAGGAGGGGGGAGUCGCUAUUAUCUCGUUGGUAGAGCACUUUUCUUAAAAUGCGGCUGAUCUUUUGGAGGUCCUCGAUAUUGAUGUUUCGAGGGAUUCUGUUGACGUAUUUUCCCAGGCCCUUUGUAAGCAGGCCAAGUGCUCCUUAUUAUUUCUGUUGCAGGGGGUGAAAGGAGAACCAGGAAUGGAUAAAAACAGUAAUGGUGGUGUUAAAGUAAGUGUCAGUUUCAUGACCUUUUUUCUCUGUAAGAAAGAACACUUUAACAACCUUGAUCAGUUCUCCAACAUGGAUUUCCCUUCAAUCAAAUAUUUGUUUUUUUUUUUCUGCCAACUAAUUUUCAGUGUCCAAAACAAAAACGAAGGCACAUGCUUUAUCCAACACAGCGACAAACACUAUUCAUUCAAUUUUCAUCUCCCUCACGCUUCUAAAUGUUACAUUCGACCUGUUAGUUGGUAUGUCCGAGUUGGCGCUCGACCAAACUAACUAACAGGUCGAAUUUUAUUUCUCCACGGAUACCUUUCUGGUACAAAACAAUUACCGCAUGUAACUUUAAGUUUUCUUCUUGUAUCGCUAUAGUAAAGGAUAAAGUGGUGAUCAGGUUUUAAAAUUUCCGAGUUUUUUGGCUAUCUACUAGAAUAUUAAUAUAUGUUCAUUAUAAUUAUAAAUGCUUUGUUUAAUAAGGGUGAGAAGGGAUCUCGUGGCGACAAAGGUUCCCAAGGAGAGAAGGGAUCACAAGGACAAAAAGGAAUUUCGGGAACGUGUGAUACAAAGGUAAUUACCACCUUACAACUCCCAGAUUUUCACUCUUUAUAACCUUUGGUGAUAAUUAUCCUUAUAAUAUCAUAGGUGACGAAUUACUCCUUAAUUUUGGCGCGAAAUUUCAGCGUUAAUUUGUAAUUUCACAUGUGAAAUUACAAAAAUACCAUGGCAACCUUGAGGUAUUUGCCGCAAGAUAUUUGGGCUUUUUUUGACAAAGGGUGAAAAAGGAUCUCAGAUGAAGCUUCCCAGAUCAUCAUUACUGUCAUUUUGAACGGCUGUAUUCCCGCCCUUAAGUGCUUUUCGAUGGAAAAACUAGUUUUGGAAAUAUUCAGUGUCCAUUUCUGAGAGGUGUCCGUGUUUAUUAAGGAUACUUUAGAAAAUGACUGAACUACCUCAGGUGCUAACACUUGGUGACACUUGGGGUCUGAUUUUGGGAGAUGCUAUUUAAAAAAACAAUGACUGUAUAGGGAGUGUUUCAUAAAUAACUACAUCAGCAGAUUGUUAGUUUUGUAAUUAAAUUGUAUUUUGUUGUCGUUAUUUUGUGUUUUAGAGCCUAUCUUCUAGCAAAUCAAGGUGCUGUUUAACCGGUAAGAACAUUUUAUCAUUAUUUUAUUACUGUUGUCUAUGAUAUACAUUGAUUUAAUGGAAUUAGAAGAGUUUACGAAUUUUAAUUUUAUAAAAACGUGACUUCUCUACAGUGAAAUUCAAGAGUAGAGCACAUAUUAAGUAACCUUCCUUUGUUAUUUUUUUUUCUGUUGUGAAGUAUUUUGACUUAUCCUUAAAGUUGCGUUUUUGUUUCAUUGGGGGGUCAUGGUUGGUUAGGAUUAUGUUCUCUUGGUGUUUUCCUGUUUUAAUCUUAUGUUUUCACUCGUACUUCAAAUUAUGCUUGGCCUUCAAAUUCACUUAAUUCCGUUUCUGAAAUAUUUUUGACAUGUCCUUGUCAGAAGUGAGUUUUAUACUGGAAGUUGUGUUUGUGAGUUCAGAGCUGACUUAGGGUAUUAAGCCUUGUUGAAUUAGUUCCUGUUUGGGUUCGUUAACCAACGUUGUUAGUUUUUCAUUGGGUCGCAGCUUCUUGCCAAUCGCAGCCGUUUAGGCCCAGAGAUAGCAAAACAUUACCCACACUGAGUUUGCCAGCCUUCUUUUAUUCUCACGGUCAGCAAACCCAAACAUCUACCCUGGUCCCAGAGGUUUUUCUUGAUUUUUCUUCGCGAAAGAGAUCAACAGCAAGCCGCGAAGCGGCGACAACGAGUCGCGUAAGCGACGAGGAGAGAGAGAAAAACCUCUGGUUACCUUGGCCUCGAAUCUCACUUUCAUGCAGACGACAGCUGUCAAACGCGUCAAAUUGCUGAUAAAAAGAGUGACCAAUGGCAACUUAGCAAACACGUGCUUAUCAGCCGCUAUUUUUUUAAGUGGGGGUAGACCUGGGCAAAUUAUGUUAUGAACAAACCAUCUUCACUUGGGUGGUAAAGAGUGAUUUGUUAAUCGGGGUCAAGCUAAAGCAUGUGUUAACGAUGGGCGACAAGAGUCCAGGAAUAAGAAGACCACUUUAUAAAGAAACCGACAUUGUUCCAAACGAAUGCUGCAGGAUUUGCAGAAUUUAUUUGGGUAUAAUAACAAGGAUUUUUCACAAACAUUGUCAUCUGUUCUGUCGGCAGUGUGCAAGCGGGAAGUUGUAAAGUUUGCAAGAGUCUAUCAAUCGCGCUUAUUACAUUGUUUCCUUCUGCGGGGCGCGCCGUUCGCGUCGAUUCGCGGGCAUUCCCCUGAAAAUAGUAAUAUUAAUAUGUAUUCUGGCAAUCUGGCUCGCAUUUUGGUUUGGUGGCUCCAUUUCCUUUUUUUGUGGAACAACGACGCUAGGAAGAGUCAUGCAGCAAAACAAACCCUUAAGGUUCGGAAUGUACUUUCAGAGGUUUUUGUUGGCCCAAUAGACCUAUUUGGCUAACUCAAUGUACCCAAUUCAAACCGUUUGGGAAUAAAACGUUUUGUUUCAGGAAUUUCCAUAUCAUUUAAAUGUGAAUGCCACAUUAUAAUGCAAAUGCAAUACACAAAGAAUCUUAUCCCCGGGAGAUUUGAAUUGGGUACAACAUUGAGUUAGCCGAAUAGGUCUAUGCCAAAAAUAGCGUCGGUUAGAUCUUUUUUGGGCGUCGCAGGAAAAUCAAGCUGCACCGAAAAUGAUUACGCACUUGUACAAAGUUGUAUGUUUUUUUCCUACAAGGAAACUUUCAUUCCGUAUUCGGAGAUUUUUUAUUUUGCUGCCCUAAACAAGUUAGUUUAUUUAAUGGAAUGACAGUAUUGUAACAGAAAAUAUACUUUCCAUGUCCGGUUGAUAAAAUGGUGAACACAUCCUUUCGACUCAACGCAGCGAACAAAGCUUUCUUUUGUUGCUCAGUGAGACUCGGGAAAGCGCUCAUUAAGUACCGAGGUCAAAAUUUCUUCGAAUAUUCUUUCAGGAACAACAUCCAUGGCGUGCCUCUACGUGCCUUGGUCCCGUGCAAAUGUUAUUGCGAGUGCAGCAUACAAACAAUUUUCUUCCCUAGUAGAGAGAGGCAAAAUGAGGUGUGAAAAUCCUCAGCGUCCCCUCGGUAGUUACAAUUAAACGAGCCAAUCAAAUUGGUUUGCGUGUUUGAAAAACUAUCAACCAAUCAACGCCCGAGGGUCAGAUCCUGACCCUGUCGUCAGCAUGAAAGUGAGAUUCGAGGCCAAGGUAACCAGAGGUUUUUCUCUCUCUCCUCGUCGCUUUCGCGACUCGUUGUCGCCGCUUCGCGGUUUGCUCUUGAUCUCUUUCGCGAAGAAAAAUCAAGAAAAACCUCUGGGACCAGGGUACCAAACAUCACCAGGUUUGGCUAUAAAAGGCUCCACUAUUUGGAUUGUUAGGAGUAGGAGUAGGAGUUAUUAGUGAUUAGUAUGAACCAGCUGUUAGUUGUAGAAGCUAAAGAAGAAUAAAGAAGUGAGAAGAUGUAAAAGGAGAUUUCGGGUACCUUCUCGCUUAUUUUAGCUGUUUUGUUCUGGUGAUUUCUUAAUAACAAAGAUUUUCAACAUUUUUUUUUUCUUGUGGAAGAUUGCUCUAUUGGAUUCCACUUCUUUGAGAAAGUUCAAGAUCUACCAACCCGAGGAGCAGUAGAUGUGGAACAUUUCACCAUUGAUGGAAGCUUGUUUCUUGCUUUUGCCAACUAUCAUGGGGACAUUAAAAAGCACAAGACAGGUUCCAUGAUCUAUAAGAUGGACAACUCAACUGGAAGAUUGUCUUUGUACCAGAUCCUGCAGACAAGAGGAGCUUUUGACCUGGAGUACUUUUCUAUCGCAAAGAAACAUUUUCUUGCUGUCGCUAAUCGUUACGAUGGAACAUACCUGCGGGACUCUACAGUCUAUCAAUGGAAUGGAAAGCUGUUUGUCGACUUUCAGAAAUUGUCAACAAACGGAGCAAAUCACUUCACGUACUUCAAGAUGUACGGGGAGAAGUAUCUCGCAGUAGCCAACCACCAUGACGGAAGUACCCACUCUACAAAGUCAGUUAUCUACAAAUGGAACAGCGGCAAGUUUAACAGAUUUCAAGACAUACCAACUGAAGGUGCCUUCGGAUGUACAGCGUUUGUGAUAAACGGUGACACAUUCAUCGCUUUUGCAAACUAUUACAACUCCCAACACAAGUAUUCUGUUCAGUCCACUGUGUUCAAGUGGUCAGGAGGUCGCCUUGUUAAACUGCAGUCUCUCCAGACUUAUGGAGCAUUUGAUGUCAUGUCUUUUAACAUUAACACUCACACAUUCCUUGUCUUUGCCAACCGCUACUCUGGAAGUAAACACAACAUCGACUCCUUCGUUUACAAGUGGAAUGGCAACAAGUUCGUCCUGUUCCAGUCCUUACCUACUCACGGGGCUGUCGCUUGGCACCCAUUUAUGAUCAGCGGUCAAACGUACCUGGGUGUGUCUAAUUACUAUGAUGACAGUAAGAAACACAACACUCAGUCAGUUGUGUACCAGGCCUCUGGAGCGCAGUUCAUCAAGUACCAAGAGAUUUCAACAGAUGGAGGGCAUGGUAUGACGUCAUUUGAGUACAAAGGUCAUACUUACCUUGCAGUGGUAAACCAUUACAACAAGAAAUAUAACCUAAACAGCGCCCUGUACAAGUGGGUGUAG
Molecule: messenger RNA, 8727 nt
Organism: Porites lobata
Lineage: Eukaryota; Metazoa; Cnidaria; Anthozoa; Scleractinia; Poritidae
Source: the annotation of a GenBank genome assembly